AUGGCGGGGGACAACGAGGUGCACGAGGGCGCCUCGGUCAAGGAGAUCCUCAUCGAGGCCUGCCGGCGCAACAACACGGAGCUGCUGACCGAGACGCUCGAGGGCAAGUCCGAGGAGGAGAUCGCCAAGCUGCUCAACGAGACGACGACGGUCAUGGGCAACCACCUGUACCAUGAAGCCGCGUCACGGGGAAACUACGAGAUCAUCGACCUCCUCCUCGACCAGCCCAACUUCGAGUGCGACCCCGUCAACCGCCAGGAAGGGGACACGCCGCUGCACACGGCCAUCCGGUGGAUCAACUCGGAGCCGCCCGCCCAGCGCGAGUUCGGCAGCGCCCUCGUCGACAUGAUGCUCGAGGCCGGCUCGUCGACGCGCAUCCGGAACCGCGCGCGCCUGACGCCCUCGCAGCUCGUCGACCCGUCCAACGCGGCCCUGCGGGAGCUCAUCCAGCGGCACGAGUACGCCAACCUCAACGCCGGCGACUUUGUCGAGGUCAGCGAGCCGCGGGCGGCGGCGCACGGCGCGGUGCCGGCCGGCAAGUCGGCGGCGGUGGUGCGGCAGGAACAACAGGCGGAGGAGAGCGAUGACGAUGCCGAGUUUAGCGGGAGUGACGACGAGGAGAGGGCCGAGUGGGAGAGGAGACGGAAGGAGAGGAGGGCGAGGAAGGGUUGA
Thyridium curvatum is the source of this 672-nucleotide messenger RNA. RefSeq lists its product as uncharacterized. Bases 1 to 672 code for a protein of 223 amino acids. Gene Ontology annotation, molecular function: protein binding. The transcript is spliced from 3 exons. Lineage: Eukaryota; Fungi; Ascomycota; Sordariomycetes; Thyridiales; Thyridiaceae. The record is from RefSeq and is a predicted model, not a curated record.